This is a messenger RNA of Triticum dicoccoides, 697 nucleotides long. RefSeq lists its product as uncharacterized. The record is from RefSeq and is a predicted model, not a curated record. The coding region runs from base 141 to 503 and encodes 120 amino acids. The transcript has a single exon. NCBI's taxonomy places the organism in Eukaryota, Viridiplantae, Streptophyta, Magnoliopsida, Poales, Poaceae.
AUGCACCCCAUCCCAUCCCCACCCCUGCCCCUCGCAACCGUAAUAACCUCCCUCCUCCCCUACAAAUAGCCUCCCAACCAAGGCCAGCACAGCACAGCACACCACAGCACGGCACAGAGCAAUAGCCAUAGCCAGCAGCAAUGGAGAUAGAGUCAGUCAAGUGUGAGUGCUGUGGCCUGAGGGAGGACUGCACCCAGGACUACAUUGCGAGCGUGAGAGGCAGCUUCUACGGCCAGUGGCUGUGCGGGCUGUGCUGCGAGGCCGUCAGGGACGAGGCCGGCAGGAAGAAGCAGGCGCACCCGGGCGUGGAGGAGGCCGUGCGGGCGCACAUGGCCUUCUGCAAGAUGUUCAAGUCCAACCCCGCCGUCCGGGUGGCCGACGGCAUGCGCCAGAUGCUCCGGCGGCGGUCCGGCGACUUGUCCAAGCCGCCGGGCUCCUCCUCCUCCUCCAGCAAGUACGGCACUGCGCAGGUCGGAGAUGAUUCAUCCGUGUCGCUAUAUUGAGGAACACACCAUUCUAUGGCUUGUAGACCGUCUAGUGCUUUUCUCAGGCUUGAAUCUCCUGUUUCUUUUGUCAUUUUUGGCAUAUAUUCUUAUGAUGGCAAGAAUUUGGAAUGUACAGAAUUCUUCAAAAUGGAUGCUAAUAGUGCUUGGCUUUGAAAUGAGACUGUGUUCUUUUUGUUCGUUUUAAGAACGAA